This is a messenger RNA of Ananas comosus (pineapple), 1376 nucleotides long. RefSeq lists its product as uncharacterized. NCBI's taxonomy places the organism in Eukaryota, Viridiplantae, Streptophyta, Magnoliopsida, Poales, Bromeliaceae. The coding region runs from base 156 to 1082 and encodes 308 amino acids. The transcript has 13 exons. The record is from RefSeq and is a predicted model, not a curated record.
CCCACAAGACGACGACUUCGCCUUAAGCGAUCCGAUUUCUCCUGCUCCCCUACCUCUCCCACCCUCUCUCGUUCUCGCUCGCUUCCCCCGAACCUUAGAUUUAGGUCUCUGUUCGCUUCUGAGAUCAGGUUAGGGUUUCGAAACCGAGCGUAUCCAUGGCGAUGCAGGUGGGGAUGGGCCUCUCCAGAGUUAUACUCCUCGUCGGAGCAGGGGUUACGGGUUCGAUCGUGCUCCGCAACGGUCGAUUCUCUGAUAUAUUGGCGGAGCUUCAGGACAUGGUGAAGGGAUUGGAAAAAUCGAGAGAGAAGGGAGGUGAUUCUGAUUCCGACGUACAUGAAGCUCUUGCUUCUCAGGUCCGGCGGUUGGCUUCGGAGGUUCGACAAAUUGCUUCAUCUCGUCCCAUUACUAUUCUCAAUGGAAAUUCAGGCCAAACAGCUGUAACAGCACUUAUUGUACCUGCUGCUACCUUGGGGGCAUUGGGCUAUGGAUACAUGUGGUGGAAAGGCCUCUCUUUCUCUGAUCUUAUGUAUGUCACGAAGCGCAAUAUGGCGAAUGCUGUUUCAGGCAUGACGAAGCAUCUUGAGCAAGUGUCUGCUGCUCUUGCUGCUACUAAGAGGCAUCUCACACAGCGCAUUGAGAACUUGGAUGGUAAACUGGAUGAACAAAAGGUGUUAUCUGGAACAAUAAAAAAGGAGGUUACUGAUGCUCGCCUUCAACUUGAGAAUCUGGGUUCAGAAUUAAGCAACAUCCAACAAUUGGUUUGGAAUAUGGAUGGGAAAAUGAAUGCAUUGGUAGCGAAACAGAAUUGCUCGCUGGCUGGUGUAAUGUACCUCUUACAGUUUGCUGAGGGAAAAGGUGGGAAAAUGCCUGAUGCUCUCCAGGAUGGAUUGAAGUCUGUUGGGAAGCGUUUUGUUGGAUGUGGAGAGACUAAAAGUUUAAAGGGGCUGCAGCAUAUUUCAGAGGUUGAUUCAGAAGAAAUUGUGAAGGCCUUCAAAGAAACCAUCACCCAGAAUGAUGUUGAUUCUGAUUCCCUGGACAACUUCAAAGGGGGCUUAUCCAGGACCGCAUCCCUGAAAUGCUAAUGGUAAAGCUUGUUUAUAAAAUCAGCUGGUGUGGGGCUUCCUUUCUUUACAUACGUCAUUCAGGGCUGGUAAAGAAGCCCUGUGAACUUCGGCUUAUAAGAAUGCGAAAGUAUGUUUGCAUGUUUUUUUUUUUUAAAAAAAGGUGAAUGCAUACUGUAAAAAGCCUGCUGCUUUGGUGUUAUGCUAUGUUUACACCCUGCUUUGUUUGGGGGACUUUUUAAGAACACUUUUGAAUAUUGUAGUCGGAAGUGAUUUAUGGCAUCUGUCUUAGGUUUAGUUUGGUAUUGAGAUCUA